Messenger RNA from Saimiri boliviensis boliviensis (Bolivian squirrel monkey), 2726 nucleotides. RefSeq names its product sperm acrosome associated 9 (gene SPACA9). NCBI's taxonomy places the organism in Eukaryota, Metazoa, Chordata, Mammalia, Primates, Cebidae. Gene Ontology annotation, cellular component: sperm flagellum; acrosomal vesicle; ciliary base. The record is from RefSeq and is a predicted model, not a curated record.
AAGAGCCCAGACUUUAUAAAAUAGCCAGGCAGAGCCAAGCAGGAAGUCCUGACUUGCGCAUUCCUCAAAUGGCCUCACUUUCUGAUCUAUCCUGUGCGGAUAACCAUGGUACCUCGCUCCAGGGCUGCAGUGAGGACUCGAGCUAAUGCAUGUCCUAGAGCCCCAUCAGGUGAUGCCCCGCUCUUCUCAGGAGGACUGAAGUGAGCCACGCUUCUUCAGCCCAGGAUCUAAGCACAGCUCUAGCUCUCCCGGCAUGAUACCCACCCUCCUCCUGCAAAUGCCUCUCCUGCAGAUGGUGGCCCUUCAUUCUCAAGGUUCCCACCUGCUUCCCUGCUCUAUUUCCUCCUUAUCUAAAAUGCUGUUCAUUUCACUCUUCUGCAUGGUCUACCUUCCCCUGUGAAAGAUGAGUUCCUCCAGGGCAGCGAAUCUUGUUGGCUAGCCCAGCACCGGAAUAGCACCUGGCACACAGUAUGAGUGCACAAGGGAAUGAAUGGGUGCAGCGAGUGCUUUUCACUGCCUUGGCUUAGAAGCCUUCUGCCGUUCUUUCAAAUGCUUCUCCUGACACUGGGGUCCCUCAGCCUGACCCUGUCCACUGCCCUCUUCUGCACCUGCUUACAGCAAGCAGUCCCACAUCCCCACCCCUCAACCUCUCGUCCAGGGUCCCACCCCUACUGCAUGCCUGCUUCACCUCUCCACAGCCUCCUCUUUCUCAAGUCCAGGUUCAAACUUCCCCUCCUCCAGGAGGUCAAGUCCUCAGCCGUUCCUGCUUCGUUUGAGGUCCACGCUGUGCUUGUGGUGUCGCCUGCUACUGCACACACCCAUGCUUCAGCCGCAGUAGCGUUGACGAUUCUGAUGAUGGCACUGCCACAUUCCAGGCUCCAUGGUCCACGCCAUACACCUCUGGUCUCAGAUUCCUCCUCUCCUGUAAAUGACCACAGAGGAAGACAAUGAAUGAAGUGAAAGAAUCCCUCCGCGGCAUCGAGCAGAAGUACAAGCUCUUCCAGCAGCAGCAGUUCACCUUCAUCGCCGCGCUGGAGCACUGCAGGGAGAACGCCCACGACAAGAUCCGGCCCAUCUCCAGCAUCGGACAGGUGCAGAGCUACAUGGAGCACCACUGCAACAACUCCACGGACCGGCGGGUUCUGCUCAUGUUCCUGGACAUCUGUUCGGAGCUGAGUAAGCUCUGCCAGCACUUUGAGGCCGUGCACUCUGGCACCCCAGUCACCAACAACCUCCUCGAGAAAUGCAAAACCCUCGUGAGCCAAAGCAACGACUUAAGCAGCCUCCGAGCAAAAUACCCUCAUGACGUGGUGAACCACCUCAGCUGUGAUGAGGCUCGGAACCACUACGGAGGUGUGGUCAGCCUCCUCCCCAUCAUCUUGGACUUAAUGAAAGAAUGGAUCGCCCACUCCGAGAAGUUGCCCCGCAAGGUGCUGCAGCACGUGAGUGAGCCCCAGCCGUGCCAGGAGAGUACCAGGGGAGCCGCUCAUCCUGCCCGGGCCACAGGCACCCAGCUCGGGGCCACUAAACUCAAGUGUAGACCGCUCACAAAAGGCAGCCUCAAACCCAGGGGGAAAGACAAAGGACGUUCAAAACCACCCUGGAGGCCUCCUGGUGGGAAACUGUAACCCAGCAGGGCACCCCAUUGCUCCAUCGGUGGAGAGCUUUGCUAUUUAAUUUGGAUGUUACUGGUUGGUCCUUUUUCAUUGGUACCCACUGUUCCUGCCGAUUACUAACCCCAAACAGAAUCAGCCAAUACAUUACUGAGACCCGCCCCCCCGACCUCCCUCUCUGGCUUUAACUUCUAACGUUUCCGCUUCUACGUGUUAGGCUCUGUGCUGAUGAAGAGGAAACCCACUUACAGGAGCUGCCCGAACAGGGUGGCAUGGUAGAGGGUCCCAGGAAGGCACUGAACUGUCACCUAGGUCCUCUGUGAGCCACAUCUGGCUCCAGUGCCAGGCCUGUCCCUGCUGUGGGCUGCAGCUUUGCAGUGAGCCAUGUAGCUGGAGACCAUUGCUCCUUGCCCCUCCAACAGCCCCAACUGCAGUCACGGCACACGCUGUCUGCAAGCCAGGGAUGCACCCCUCCGGGAUGGAGAGGGGGUCGGCAUGUGGAACUCAGUGUGUUUAUUUUUAUUUUUUGAGAUAAGAGUCUUGCUCUCUCUCCCAGGCUGGAGUGCCGUGGCACCAUCUCGGCUCACUGCAACCUCCACCUCCUGGGUUCAAGUGAUUCUCCUGCCUCAGCAUCCUGAGUAGCUAGAAUUACAGGCACCUGCCACCCGGCCUGGCUAAUUUUUUUUUUUUUUUUUUCCAGUAGAGAUGGGGCUUCACCAUGUUGGCCAGGCUGGUCUUGAACUCCUGACCUCAACUGAUCUGCCCACCCCGGCCUCCCAAAAUGCUGGGAUUAGGUGUGAGCCAGAUCUCAGUGUAUUUAGUUCUCCAGACCACAGCCGAAGGGGAGCGAACUCACCUUUCCUUCUCGUUUACUUGGGAGAGGGAGACCAUGACAGAAUCCAGAAUUCCGAUUUUGUGGCUCCAGAGAAAGGGCAAUGACCUGGCUUUCACAGCAUCGUCAAACCCCAAACACUGUGAAAUGUGUCCCUGGCUUCUGAGCUUGCCCAGAGUAACGUCUGACUGUUGGUUUUUCCCUUCACAGGGGACGACUUAGCUUCUGUAUUGUUGCUUCCUCAGGGGGAGACAGUCGAGAAUAAAAGGUGUUCUACCAUC